Messenger RNA from Porites lobata, 588 nucleotides. NCBI's taxonomy places the organism in Eukaryota, Metazoa, Cnidaria, Anthozoa, Scleractinia, Poritidae. The record is from the annotation of a GenBank genome assembly.
AAAGAAAGUGAAACUGUUUCGCGCUUUUUCAAAGGUGCUGUUGAUCUGGCUUUCAUGCUCGAUGCUUCCAGCAGUAUAGGUGGGGAAGCGAAUUUCAAGCUAUGCCUCCAGUUUAUUAAAUCAGUUUAUUCCAGCUGCACUAUCUCAUCAACGGCGUACCGAAUAGGCCUGGUACUAUUUGGUGCUUCAGCAUCCGUGUCGUUUGACUUCAGCAAGUACAGCUCAGCGAGUGAAAUUGAUUCCGCCAUUACAAGUUUGACAUUGAUGGGAGGAGCAUGCGCAGCAGGACAAGGCCUAAGCACUUGCCAGGCACAGAUUUUUGCCCAAUCACGCCAAGAAGCGUCCAAAAUUCUUUUGGUGAUGAUGGCUGGGAAAUCAACAGAUGACGUAUCGAACGUAGCUGAGUCGCUAAAAUCGUCUGGAGUCAAGAUAUUCUGUCUUGGAAUGGGAAGUGCCUUUGACAGGACCCAACUUUUAGCAAUGGCUUCAUCUGAAUCUUAUAUCCAGAUACAGGCUGACUAUAACCAGCUCACAUCGUUGUCGGGCGUGUUUUUAUCACUUUUUGGUCAGGUUUCUAGUGGUAAGUAA